This is a messenger RNA of Chelonoidis abingdonii (Abingdon island giant tortoise), 4962 nucleotides long. RefSeq names its product SET binding protein 1 (gene SETBP1). Gene Ontology annotation, cellular component: nucleoplasm. Gene Ontology annotation, biological process: regulation of DNA-templated transcription. NCBI's taxonomy places the organism in Eukaryota, Metazoa, Chordata, Testudines, Testudinidae. The record is from RefSeq and is a predicted model, not a curated record. Gene Ontology annotation, molecular function: DNA binding; histone H3K4 methyltransferase activity.
CGCUCCCCCCUCCCCCUCCGGCUCCUCUGCGUGUGCUCCCCUUAUCUGACAGAUGAGCACCGCCAUGGCUUUGCCGCAGCACGAGCGAGAACACCUUUGGGGGCUCCGGCGAGGGAUUGGAACCGGGAUCUAGCACGAGAAGAGACCCAGUGGGGGAUCCGAGAGACGAAGCGCCGCUCCGGUUUGGGGGGCUAUGGUUGCGGCUUUGAUCACUUCUGAGCUCCUUCCGGUGUCCGGACUAUUGGGACUUUAAAUUUUACAGACAGUUACCAUUCAGUUCCUGGGGUUUCCCCCAUUUUCUCCUCAUCACCUUCCCCUUCCCCCUUUCCCUCUUAUAAAACUCCAGUGCAUUGUGAGAUUGCCAUGGAGGCAAGGGAGACCCUAGGCAGCUCCCGGCAAAGGGGAGGUGAGGCGGAUUUCCUGCCGGCCACAGUUGCCUCUGCGAAGCCUCUACCUGCUUCUAGUUGCACGGGGGAGACCAUGUUGCCUGCUUCAGGCUCUGGGAAAGGGAUCCCGGUGAGCGGAGAACGACUGGAGCCAGAAGAAGAGGAUGAAUUGGGUUCUGGGAGAGAUGUGGAUUCCACUUCCAAUGCGGACAGCGAGAAAUGGGUGGCAGGAGAUGGCCUGGAGGAGCAGGAGUUUUCAAUCAAGGAAGCUAACUUUACAGAGGGGAGCCUGAAGCUGAAAAUCCAGACCACUAAGAGAGCAAAGAAGCCCCCUAAAAACCUGGAGAACUAUAUCUGCCCACCUGAGAUCAAAAUCACCAUCAAGCAGUCUGGCGAGCAGAAACUCUCCCGAGGUGGGAAAAAUAGCAAAGCAGCUAAAGAGGAGGACAGAGGGCACUCUAAAAAGAAGGUUUAUGACCGGCCUCCAAAGCAUUCUGCUCUGCACUAUGACCCAGGCCUCCAACAGGACUUCACCAGUGACACCUUAAAAUCAAAGCACCAGCAAAAAAGCAGCAACCAGCACCAUCUUGACUGGUCAGCAAGCUCUGACACUGGAUCUGCUUCUCAAAGUUGCUUCCUCAAUACAGAAUCCAGCCGAGAAGCAGCUAGUGCCACUAAGGCUUCUGCUCAAGAGCCAGUUUCUUUCAGCAAGCCUCAGACUAAGAAAUCUGGUGCAGGAAGCACAUGGAGUCAGUUGUCAACCAAUAAUAAAGAGCUGGCUGUAUGCAGUGCAGUUCCAUCGCCAAAUAACAUCAUUGCAGCGUCCCAGCCUAGCAAUCCUUCCGAGUGCAAUGGGCUUUCGCCUCUAGCGGAUAAAGAGGGAGGAGGCCAAAUGGAGAUCCCUGACCAACUCACUGGGAAUACAAAGAAGAAAUCCAGCAAAAAAGACUUAAUAAAUCACACCAUCCAAAACACAGAUGUAGAAUGGGUGAAAAAUUCUCAAAAAGCAUUUGAGAGCAAAACCCAUGACAGCAUGGAAAGGAAAAAGGAAUCUUAUUCAACGGAUAAAAUGCUGGAAGCAUCACCCUUGAGGCAGAACCCAAAUUCUGCUAAUGGUUCUGAGAGUGACACCAGUCACGUACGAAUUACUAUCCCAAUAAAGACUCCGACAGCAGAUAUGUCUAGCCACAAAAGGAAAAAAAGGCAAUCUGCAAAAUCUUCAGCAGAUAAAACUAUCCAGGAAAAAAGCCUACCUUCUGGACUUCCCAUGAGCAGUGAAGUAGCAAACAGGACUAGUUCACAACUGGAGGCAAGCAAAAAAGAUCUCCGAGCCACAAAGCAAGGGAAAGUUCCGGAGAAUGAGUCCCCAUUGACAGCUAUUGAGAGCAGUGGGGUCAUUGACAAAGCUCCCCCAAACAGUGCAAGUAGGCUCAGAAAAUCUGCAGCUGCAUCUUCCAUGUCCGCUCCUAACAAUCUUUCUGCAUCUAGCAAGUUGCCAGAGGUCCAGCACCCAAAACUUGCAGCAAAACGGAGAUGGACCUGCAGCAAACCUAAAAACAUGCUUCAAGAAACCUCCAUGGCUACAUCCGAGAAGCUGAUGGUAGAGCCUCCUUCAGCCUAUCCCAUCACUCCAUCUAGCCCUCUGUAUACCAAUACAGACAGUCUUACAGUGAUUACACCCAUUAAGAAAAAAAGAGGACGACCAAAGAAACAGCCUUUGCUUACCGUCGAAACCAUCCAUGAGGGAACCUCCACCAGCCCGGUCAGUCCAAUCAAUCGAGAAUUUCCAGGCACAAAGAAAAGGAAGAGGAGACGGAAUCUGGCUAAGCUGGCCCAGAUGGUCCCAGGGGAGGACAAAUCCACCAGUGAACUGAAGUUUCACAAAAAGGUCGGCAAGCUGGGUGUAUUGGAUAAGAAGACCAUCAAGACCAUCAACAAGAUGAAGACCCUCAAGAGGAAGAAUAUUCUGAAUCAGAUCUUGUCCUGCUCCAGCAACAUAGCUUUGAAAACAAAAGCCCAGCCACCAUCCAGCACAGGGCCUGCAACCAUCGAUGCCAGACUAGGGAAGCAAAUAAAUGUCAGCAAGAGGGGGACUAUCUACAUUGGCAAAAAACGGGGCAGGAAGCCAAGAGCAGAGCUGCAGCCCCCUCCAGAAGAACCUAAGACAGUCAUCAAGCACUCAAGGCCUGUUUCGAGCCAGCCAGAAAACCCAGCAGUGCCUUCCAACUUGCAGUCACUUGUGGCAUUGUCACCAGCAGCUAUUCAUCCGCUUUCAACACAGUUAGUGGGGUCUAAUGGCAACCUUAGCCCUGCAAGCACUGAAACAAAUUUUUCAGAGUUAAAAACUAUGCCAAAUCUUCAACCCAUCAGUGCUCUUCCUACAAAAACCCAGAAAGGAAUGCACAGUGGAACUUGGAAGCUGUCUCCACCCAGGUUAAUGGCUAACUCACCUUCUCAUCUAUGUGAAAUAGGUUCUCUGAAAGAAGUCACGUUGUCACCAGUGAGUGAGUCUCACAGUGAGGAAACCAUACCAAGCGACAGUGGGAUAGGUACGGACAAUAACAGCACUUCUGACCAAGCAGAAAAAAGCUCAGAAUCCCGCAGGAGGUACUCUUUUGAUUUCUGUACCCUGGACAAUCCAGAGGCCAUACCAUCUGACACCAGCACAAAGAACAGGCAUAGUCACCGGCAGAAGCAUCUCAUUGUUGAUAACUUUCUUGCUCACGAGAGCAUUAAAAAGCCAAAGCACAAGAGGAAAAGGAAAAGCCUGCAGAACAGAGAUGACCUCCAGUUUCUUGCAGACCUCGAGGAGCUCAUCAACAAGUUUCAAGUGUUCAGGAUUUCCCAUAGAAGCUACACGUUUUACCAUGAAAAUCCAUAUCCAAGCAUUUUCAGGAUUAAUUUUGAUCACUAUUACCCUGUGCCAUAUAUCCAGUAUGACCCAUUGCUCUAUCUUCGCAGGACCUCUGACAUGAAGUCUAAGAAGAAGCGUGGUAGACCUGCCAAAACCAAUGACACCAUGACAAAGGUGCCUUUUUUACAAGGGUUCGGUUACCCUAUUCCCAGUGGGAGUUACUAUGCACCCUAUGGAAUGCCUUACACAUCAAUGCCUAUGAUGAAUCUUGGUUACUACGGUCAGUAUCCAGCUCCUUUGUACCUGUCCCACACACUUGGAGCAGCUUCCCCAUUUAUGAGGCCCGCAGUGCCCCCACCCCAGUUCCAUUCAAGCUCUCAUAUGAAGAUGUCCACCACUGCCAAGCAUAAAGCCAAACAUGGAGUGCACCUGCAGACGCCUGUGGGAAUGAGCCUUGGAGACAUGCAGUCCUCCUUGGCGCCUCCAAAGGUUGGAGGAACAAGCCUUUCUAGUGGCCGACUUCACAAAAGAAAACACAAACAUAAGCACAAGCAUAAGGAUGAGCGGAUAUUGGGAGCACAUGAAGAUCUGAGUGGUCUUUUUGCUAGCAAGUCCACCGGCUUCUCCAGCCAUGCGAUCAGCGAAAGGCUAAGUGGCUCAGACAAAGACCUCUCCUUGCUCAAUGAGAAAAAUAAACAUAAGGAGAAACAGAAGCACCAGCAUUGUGAAACGGGACACAAAGGCUCAAAGAGUAACUUUGAAGUGGAUACACUGUCUACAUUAUCGCUUUCUGAUGCCCAGCAGUGGACGCAGAGCAAAGAUAAAAGUGACUCGAGCAACGAUCCCAUUGACUCUUGCACAAAGAGAUACUCGGGUAACACUGAGAGUAGUGCAAGGUCAGAAUCCCUGGACAUGUUUGGUGAAAUCAGUUCCUCCAGCGAAAAGCGGGACAAUGAUGCAAGUGGGAAUAAAAGAAGAAGCUUUGAAGGGUUUGGAACUUACAGGGAAAAGGACAUUCAAUCUUUCAGGAUGAAUAGGAAGGACAGAAGUACCUAUGAUUCUUCAGCCUCUUCAGGAAUAAUAAGUCCCCACUUAAAAGCAGACCAGACUUCACUUCAUAGUAGAAUAGAAAGUUCUGCCUGUAACAUGAUGACCAGAAGGAAACCAGCAGCUGUUGAAAAUGUUGCAAUGCCACCAACGCCAGUGUUAUCGCUCCUACCUUCAUCAUCAGCAACUUCUGAUGCAGCCAGCUCACCACUGAAAAAGAGAUUCAAGCGUCGGGAAAUCGAAGCAAUCCAGUGUGAGGUGCGCAAGAUGUGCAACUACACCAAGAUCCUGUCCACCAAAAAGAACCUGGAUCACGUGAACAAAAUCCUGAAAGCCAAGCGGCUGCAGAGACAAUCAAAGACAGGCAAUAACUUCGUAAAGAAGAGGAGAGGACGUCCCCGGAAGCAACCUUUCUCAUUUGACGAAGACUCCAGAGACCAAAUGCCAGUUCUGGAAAAAUGCGUUGACCUUCCCAGCAAACGAGGUCAGAGACCCACAUUGAACCCUUUAAUACUGGAGCAAGCAGCCAGUCAAGAUACAGUCAUGGCCACCAUUGAGGCUGUAAUAAACAUGGCUCGAGAGACACCACCGCUUCCCCCUCCUCCCCUGCCGCCUCCUCCUCCACCCCCACCCCUUUCCCGGACACCACGAGUUGGAAAGAGGAAAAACAAACCA